This is a messenger RNA of Eimeria necatrix, 1456 nucleotides long. Its product is annotated as zinc finger (C3HC4 RING finger) protein, putative. The record is from RefSeq and is a predicted model, not a curated record. The transcript has a single exon. NCBI's taxonomy places the organism in Eukaryota, Apicomplexa, Conoidasida, Eucoccidiorida, Eimeriidae. The annotation marks the transcript as partial.
AUGGACAGUAACCCUCCAGAGAGUCGAAGAGGGGGCCAAGUGACUCCGGGGCCUGUUAGCAGCAGCAGCAGCAGCGGCGGCGGGAGCAGCAGCAGCGGCAGCAGCAGCAACAGCAGCAGCAGCAGCAGCAGCGUCCGGAGGCGGCAGCCGUCGCCGCCAUGCCGCAGCCCGCCAGCAGCUUCGGAGCUGCGGUCCCCUUCGCUCUCCUCGGGGCCGCGGGGCUCUCCCGCCGCCAGCAGCAGCAGCAGCAGCAGCAGCAGCAGCAGCAGCAGCAGCAGCAGGAGCGGCGUGGCGGGGCUGCUGCGGAGCUGCCUGCUGGCGCUGCGGCUGCCGGGGGCCGCAGGGCCCUUGAAGGGCGAGGGCCUGGGCUGCGUGUGGGGCCCCUGGGAAGCGGGGGCCCCCCGGGGGCCCCUGGGGGCGCUGGGGGCCCUGGGGGCCCCCCUGGAGCUGUGGAGAGCGCUGCAGCAGCGCGCUGCUGCUGCUGCUGCGCGGGCCCGCUCGCGGCUGAGCGUGCUGCUGCAGCUGCCGCUGCUGGUGCUGCUGCACCUCUGCCCCGCUGUGGGGCGGCUCGCAGAGUGGGCCUUCCACCUCAGUGCCCUGGGGGCCCCCGGGCUGCUGUACCCUCUGGCUUGCUGCUGCGUGGGGGUGUCUUCUCCCUUCGUGUCUUUGACAGCUUUGUGUCUGUGGCUGCUGGACCUUCUUGAUGCAGCACUAAUCACCCCACAAGCAGCAGCAGCAGAGUUUGCUUCUCUCGCGGGGGCCCCCCCGGCCAUCCCGCUGCUGGACCACUUCAACUUCUUCCCCGUCUGGGCCGAGGCCCUGGGCUGCGGGGCCCUCCCCAGCAGCAGCAGCAGCAGCAGCAGCAGCGCAGCAGCAGCGGCUGCUGCGGGCGCGGGGGGCCCCGCGGGGGCCCCCAGCAGCAGCAGCAGGUUCGCCGGGGGGGCCCCCGAGGGGCCCUGGGGCGGCGUCGACGUCUGGGGCCUCUGCCUCCCCCUGGGGGGGGGCCCCUCCCCCUGGAGGGCCCCCGAAGACAGGGGGCCCCUCUGGAACUCGGGGGCCCGGGGGGCCCUCCACCUCAGCAUUUACUGCCGCAUUAUUGUGGACAUUCCUUUGCUGACUUUGGCGCUGCACCUCUCCAGGUGGCUGCAUGCGCAGGGGGAGGCUUUUGGGGCCCCCCUGAGUUUGGGGGAGGGGGGGGGCCCCCAGGGGCCCUGGCGGAGGCCCCUGGAGGCCCUGGGGGGCCCCCAGCUCCGGGGCUUCCGCAGGGGCCCCCCGGCGGCCGCCGCUGCUGCGGGGGACUCCGACGCCUCCAGCCCCCCCAGCAUCAGCAGCCUCGGCAGCAGCAGCAGCAGCAGCAGCGGCGCCAGCAGCAGCAGCAGCAGCAACAUCACCACGCCCGUCCCCUCGCCCCCCAGCGGGCCGCUGCAGCAGCAGCAGCAGCAGCAGGGGCCCCCCG